Molecule: messenger RNA, 3038 nt
Organism: Marchantia polymorpha subsp. ruderalis
Lineage: Eukaryota; Viridiplantae; Streptophyta; Marchantiopsida; Marchantiales; Marchantiaceae
Source: the annotation of a GenBank genome assembly
AAGAGCGGAAGGACCCGAAGGACCGGACCCAGUUCCGUUCCGUGCCGUGGCAGGAGGGCGCCCUUCGACGCCUAUUAGGCAGCGGGCCUCGAUCCGGACACAGUAGUCUGUCUCAACGUUCAGGCACAGGCAGCGGAUUGUUCCUCGAGGCCCUCCAGCAGCAGCAGCAGGAGAAGCGAACGAGAGCGCGAGCGAGAGUCAUGAAGGCGGCGGGUGGCGGCGGCGAGAGUGCCCGGCCCAGUAAGAAAGCGAAGAAAUCGUCGGGCAAAGCCAAGGAAACCUACGAUGCGCCUCCGGAAGACCUUGAUGAUGACGAUGGAGAAUAUUACGAAGAGGGUGGCGAGCAGGAAGAGAAAAUCGAGAAAAAGGAUUUUACGAAAUUGGAGUUGAAGCCGGACCAUUCGAAUCGGCCACUUUGGGUGUGCGCUGAUGGGCACAUUUUUUUGGAAACUUUUUCUCACCUGUACAAACAGGCCUAUGAUUUUCUCAUCGCUAUUUCAGAACCCGUUUGCAGACCGGAGUCCAUGCACGAGUACAAUUUGACUCCUCAUUCUCUUUACGCGGCAGUUUCAGUUGGAUUAGAAACAGAGACUAUCAUAACUGUUUUGGAUAGACUAAGCAAGACAAAGCUUCACAAGGAGAUUAUCGAUUUUAUUCGCGACUCCACUUUAAAUUACGGAAAAGUGAAGCUCGUAUUGCAAAAGAAUCGGUAUUUUGUGGAGUCCCCAAUGCCAGAGGUAUUGCAGAAGCUUCUGCGUGACGACGUCAUAGCCCGUGCGAGGAUUUCUGCUGCUGAUCCUAACGCGAAAGACGGUAAUUCGUCUUUCCAUGUUAGCAAAGCACCGUUAGAACAAGGGGGAAAUGAUCUACUUGGAGCAGAUGAGCUUGCGGCUGCUGCUGAGGAGAAAGAGAUGCAUUCUUUUGAAGUCGACCCUGCACAGGUGGAGCAUGUAAAACAGCGAUGCCUUCCGAAUGCUCUCAAUUAUCCCAUGUUGGAGGAGUAUGACUUCAGAAAUGAUACCAUCAAUGCGGAUGUAGCUAUGGAGUUGAAACCACAGGCCCAACCUCGACCUUAUCAAGAGAAGAGUCUGAGCAAAAUGUUUGGAAACGGUCGUGCAAGAUCUGGCAUCAUUGUGCUACCUUGUGGAGCGGGAAAGUCGUUGGUGGGGGUUUCUGCAGCUUGCCGUAUUCGCAAAAGUUGUCUUUGUUUGGCAACGAAUGCAGUGUCAGUUGAUCAAUGGGCUUUCCAGUUCAAGCUGUGGUCUACCAUCAGAGAUGACCAAAUCUCCCGAUUCACAUCGGACAGCAAGGAAAGAUUAAGGGGCAAUGUUGGUGUUGUCGUAACAACUUACAACAUGGUUGCUUUUGGAGGCAAACGUUCAGAAGAGUCACAGAAGAUCAUUGAAGAGAUACAAAAUCGAGAGUGGGGACUACUUCUUAUGGACGAGGUGCACGUUGUACCAGCUCAUAUGUUUAGAAAGGUCAUCAGCAUUACCAAGUCUCAUUGCAAACUCGGACUUACCGCUACACUGGUGCGAGAAGAUGAGAAGAUUAGUGAUCUCAAUUUUUUGAUCGGCCCCAAAUUGUAUGAAGCAAAUUGGCUUGAUUUGGUCAAAGGUGGGUUCAUUGCCAAUGUGCAAUGUGCCGAAGUGUGGUGUCCAAUGACGAAGGAGUUCUAUGCGGAGUAUCUGAAGAAGGAAAACUCGAGAAAGCGUCAGGGCCUCUACGUCAUGAAUCCAAACAAGUUUCGAGCAUGUGAAUUUCUUAUCCGGUUUCAUGAACAACAGCGUGGAGACAAAAUCAUUGUCUUUUCAGACAAUCUAUUUGCUUUGCGCGCAUAUGCCCAGAAGCUGCGCAGACCGUUUAUAGAUGGUCCUACCAGUCAUCACGAAAGGACACGUGUUUUGCAGGCUUUCAAACACAGCACUGAAUUGAAUACUGUCUUCUUAUCCAAGGUAGGAGACAAUUCUAUCGAUAUUCCGGAAGCUAAUGUUCUCAUCCAAAUCUCAUCACAUGCUGGUUCACGAAGACAAGAAGCCCAACGUCUAGGACGUAUUUUGCGUGCCAAGGGCAAGCACAAGGAUCGAAUGGCCGGAGGAUCAGAGGAGUUCAAUGCUUUCUUUUACACUCUGGUCUCCACAGAUACGCAAGAGAUGUAUUACUCCACAAAAAGGCAACAAUUUUUGAUUGAUCAGGGAUACAGUUUCAAGGUCAUUACAAGUUUACCUCCAGAAGGUUCAGGUCCGGAGCUUAGUUUCUACAGUCGGGCAGAUCAGCUGGAUCUACUUACUAAGGUACUUAAUGCCGGCGAGGAGGCAGCCGGAGUAGAAGAGCUGGAGGAGGAUGUAGAUGAUAUCACUCGAUUCCGAACUCGUCGUACUCAAGGGCAGAUGAGCCGAUACUCGGGUGCCGAUGGUAUGAUGUACAUGGAGUACAGUACUGGUAAGGGUCGUGGAGGGAAAGCAAAGGCUCGAGAUCCCAACAAGCCCCGACACAACUUGUUCAAGAAGAGGUUCGUUUGAGGCGUUUUGGACGACAUCAACAAACACAAUACUGAAGUGUUUAUUGAACCGACGGCAGGGUUUGUCAAAUAUAGGAGCAUUCGAAGUUUUGACGUUGGAGGCAAAUGUCUAGCAGGAGUUCACAAUUUAUUGGUUAUCCUGUCUGGACGAAUAAUGAGAUCUAUGUUCAGCUCAAACGAAGAGCUCAACGUAUUGAGGAAAGCUCAUUGAAGGUGGACAGUAUCGGGGCUUUGCACCUAAAUGUUUUUAGAAUCUUCAGCAAAUUUUAGCUACCUUUGAGUUACCAACACGUUGCGGAUUUUUUACCAUCAGUAGUGUAGAACAACAAGCGUGCCAACGCAAGCUUUGUACAUAGAUACGUAGGUUUAGACGUUUAUUUCCGCUACUUUGAUGCGAGAUUUUGCAGGCAGCCUGAAUUAUUUGCCUUCCGUAAUUUUUCGAAACAUGAAAAGUUAAUAACAAUUCAUGUUUUACGAUUUCACAAAAUCACAUCGAAAAUCAAAUUCUACUGUUCCC